Molecule: messenger RNA, 5718 nt
Organism: Cucurbita moschata (crookneck pumpkin)
Lineage: Eukaryota; Viridiplantae; Streptophyta; Magnoliopsida; Cucurbitales; Cucurbitaceae
Product: ABC transporter C family member 5-like
Exons: 12
Coding region: 769-5361 (1530 amino acids)
Biological process (GO): transmembrane transport
Cellular component (GO): vacuolar membrane; plant-type vacuole
Molecular function (GO): ABC-type transporter activity; ATP binding; ATP hydrolysis activity
Source: RefSeq, a predicted model, not a curated record
GAAUUUUCAAUUCCCAAAUGUGGAGGGGAUUUCUCCAUUCAGCGCACAACACACAUUUAAGAGAGGGAGAGACAUAAUUACAGAAGAAAACAAAAGAAUGUGCUUGGAUAAAGACGAAAUUUGAGUGAAAUUUUGUUAGCGGGGGAGCUCCUUCGGGCUGCAAGUAACGCCAUUGAUAAACCCAACAGCAAAAUCCGGGCCGAUUUGAGUUUCCUCAAAUGUCUCUCUUUCUAUUUUUCGUUCAACUCUCUCUUCCGCUCGGCGGUUUGUUUUUGUAUUAAACCCCAACCCCAUAUCCUUAAAAAGCCGCCUUGGGAGCCUUUCUAGCUUUUAUUUCUAAACGAGAGAACAAGGAGAGAGUGCUGUCCCUCUCUCUCUCUCUCCAUCUCUCUCCCCUUUCAUUUUCUUGAUUUGUUUGGAUCAUACCCAUUUUCAUCAUCGUUUUUAAUCGAUUUUGAGAUUUGGGUUUUGUACGAUUCCUCUUGUUUCCCUGCGCUCUCCCUCGUUUCAUCUCUGGAUUUAUUCAUUGGCGGAUUAAUUGGUGUUCAAGACUGGAGAAGCAACUGGGUUUGGUUUGUUUGUCAUCAGUAAUCACGUACUACUUACCUCUUGCCAAGCCAGGCUGUCUAUUGACAUACUCAUUAGGUGUCUACGAGAACCCAGAUGGUGAAAUGCUCAUCUUCAUAACUGGGUUUUAUUUCUCUCACUUAACUCGUCCCCGACUCACUGUUUUGAAUCGCCUUCCUCACCUACGCCCCGCAAUCAGUGAUGGGUGUUGCCCAUUUAUUGAAUAGAAUCCAAGCUUUGUCAUCUGAUGUACGAUCGUCUAAUGCCUUGUCAGAAGCAUUUGGAACGUUGCCAAUUUUGGAGCUCGCAUCAAUCGGCAUUAACUUUGCACUCUGUAUCUUGUUCUUCUUCAUUGUCGUAGCGAAGCGGAUAUCUGUUUUUGUUGGUCGCCUUGGCUUCGACAAGGAUGAUGAAUCUGACACGAAUGCAAGUCCAAUUCGGCGCAGGGCGGAUGGUGAAAUUCAUGAUGUUGACAUCGGUACCAGUUUCAAAAUGUCCGUUUCAUGUUGUUUCUAUGUGUUGUUUGUGCAAGUUUUUGUAUUAGCUUUCGAUCUCGUUAGUUCAAUUGGAGAUUCUGUUAAUGGGAAGGAGGAUAAAGGUUGGUCUGUGGUUUGCUUUCCGGUAGCUCAAGUUUUGUCUUGGUUUCUUUUGAGCUUUUUGGCCCUGCGUUGCAAAUUCAAGGCUUCGGAGAAAUUUUCAUUGUUGUUGAGGGUCUGGUGGUUUGUGUCAUUUGUUCUUUGUCUGUCUGCUCUGUAUGUUGAUGGAAGAGAAUUGUUUGUACAAGGUCUGAAACACCUGCGUUCCCAUGUUGUUGCAAAUUUUGCUGCAACUCCUGCCGUGGCUUUCCUUUGUUUUGUGGCUGUUAGGGGGGUUACUGGUAUAAAAGUUUAUAGGAACCCUGAUCUUCAAGACCCAUUGCUUCUUGAGGAAGAAGAACCUGGAUGUCUCAAGGUAACCCCUUACAGUGAAGCCGGGCUCUUUAGUUUAACUACGCUUUCUUGGCUGAACCCUCUUCUCUCAAUUGGUGCGAAAAGACCACUUGAACUCAAGGACAUUCCCCUUCUUGCACCGAAAGAUCGAGCUAAAAACAAUUAUAAGGUUUUGAACUCAAACUGGGAGAAGUUGAAAGCAGAUAAUCCUUCCAAACAGCCUUCUCUUGCUUGGGCCAUUCUGAAGUCUUUCUGGAAGGAGGCAGCUUGUAAUGCCAUCUUUGCUGGCCUGAAUACUGUGGUUUCGUAUGUUGGUCCUUAUAUGAUUAGCUACUUUGUCGAUUACUUGGGGGGGAAAGAAACUUUCCCCCAUGAAGGAUACAUUUUGGCUGGAACAUUCUUCAUAGCGAAGCUUGUGGAAACUCUGACAGCGAGACAGUGGUAUCUUGGGGUAGACAUUUUGGGGAUGCACGUGAGAUCGGCUCUCACAGCAUUAGUAUAUAGAAAAGGCCUUCGGCUUUCCAGCACUGCUAAACAGAGUCAUACCAGUGGAGAGAUUGUGAACUACAUGGCUGUUGAUGUGCAAAGGGUUGGAGAUUACUCAUGGUAUCUUCAUGAUGCUUGGAUGCUCCCUAUGCAAAUCAUUCUUGCUCUAGCUAUUUUGUAUAAGAACGUUGGAAUUGCUUCUAUUGCAACAUUGAUUGCCACCAUCGUCUCCAUUCUUGUUACCAUUCCAAUAGCUAGAAUACAAGAGGAUUAUCAAGACAAAUUGAUGGCAGCCAAGGAUGAUAGGAUGAGAAAAACUUCUGAGUGCCUAAGAAGCAUGAGGAUUCUGAAGCUGCAAGCUUGGGAAGUCAGGUAUAAAGCGAAGUUGGAAGAGAUGCGGGGUGUGGAGUUCAAGUGGCUCCGAAAAGCUCUUUAUUCGCAAGCCUUCAUUACUUUCAUUUUCUGGAGUUCCCCAAUAUUUGUGUCUGUUGUUACUUUUGCCACCUGCAUAUUGUUGGGUGGUCAGCUGACUGCAGGCAGUGUUCUUUCUGCUCUAGCCACUUUUAGAAUUCUCCAAGAACCACUUAGGAAUUUCCCUGACCUGGUGUCGAUGAUGGCUCAGACAAAAGUUUCUCUAGACCGAAUUUCUGGACUACUGCUGGAGGAAGAGUUGCAGGAAGAUGCAACUAUUGUCCUACCUCGAGCCAUGCCAAAUGCAGCCGUAGAAAUCAAAGAUGGCCACUUCUCCUGGGACACUUCCUCUCCAAGGCCAACUUUAUCAGGAAUACAAGUGCGAGUGGAGAAAGGGAUGCGUGUCGCCGUUUGUGGUGUUGUUGGUUCUGGGAAAUCAAGCUUCCUCUCUUGCAUCCUUGGGGAGAUUCCAAAAAUCAUGGGGGAAGUAAAAUUAUGUGGCACUUCCGCAUAUGUGCCUCAAUCACCUUGGAUACAAUCUGGAAACAUAGAAGAAAAUAUUCUUUUUGGAAGUCCUCUUGACAAACCAAAAUACAAGAAUGCUAUUCAAGCUUGUUCACUGAAGAAGGAUUUGGAGAAUCUUCCGCAUGGAGAUCAAACAAUAAUUGGUGAUAGAGGAAUAAAUCUUAGUGGAGGUCAAAAACAACGGGUUCAGCUUGCCAGGGCACUUUAUCAAGAUGCCGAUAUUUAUUUACUUGAUGACCCAUUCAGUGCUGUUGAUAUACACACUGCCUUAGACUUGUUCAAGGAGUACAUAAUGACGGCACUAGCAGACAAAACUGUCAUUUUUGUUACACAUCAAGUUGAAUUUUUGCCGGCUGUUGAUUUGAUACUGGUUAUCAAAGAAGGCCGCAUUAUACAGGCAGGAAAAUAUGAUGAUCUUUUACAAGCAGGGACUGACUUCAACACUUUGGUAACUGCUCAUCAUGAAGCUAUUGAAGCUAUGGAUAUUCCCAACCAUUCAUCUGAAGAUUCAGAUGAAACUAUGUCUGCCGAUGAAUCUCUGAAUAUUGGUAAAAAGUGUGAUCUUGUUAGAAAUAACAUUGGCGAUUUGGAUAAGGAAGUGCAGGACUGUAUAUCGGCAGCGGAGCAAAAGGCAAUCAAGGAGAAAAAAAAGGCAAAACGUUCUAGAAAAAGACAGCUUGUACAGGAAGAGGAAAGGGUAAGAGGCCGGGUCAGCAUGAAGGUCUACUUUUCGUACAUGGCUGCAGCAUAUAAAGGCUUUUUAAUUCCGCUCAUAAUUGUUGCACAAGUGCUGUUUCAGUUCCUACAGAUUGCAAGCAACUGGUGGAUGGCAUGGGCAAAUCCCCAAACUGAAGGGGACCAACCUAAAGUGACUCCCACGAUCCUCCUUGUGGUCUACAUGGCCCUUGCUUUUGGGAGCUCUUGGUUUGUAUUUGUUAGGGCUAUUCUGGUUGCUAUGUUCGGUCUCGCAGCUGCUCAAAAAUUGUUUAUCAAGAUGCUUACAUCUAUUUUUCGUGCACCCAUGUCAUUCUUUGACUCAACACCAGCAGGACGGAUCUUGAAUCGUGUGUCCAUUGACCAAAGUGUUGUGGAUCUUGAUAUUCCUUUUCGACUUGGUGGGUUUGCUUCGACAACAAUACAACUUAUUGGCAUAGUUGGUGUUAUGUCAGAAGUUACCUGGCAAGUCUUGCUUUUAGUCAUUCCCAUGGCUAUUGUUUGUUUGUGGAUGCAGAAAUACUACAUGGCUUCAUCAAGGGAGCUUGUUCGUAUUGUCAGCAUCCAGAAAUCUCCAGUUAUAAAUCUAUUUGGCGAGUCAAUUGCUGGAGCAGCGACAAUACGAGGUUUUGGUCAGGAAAAACGGUUUAUGAAGAGAAAUCUUUAUCUUCUUGAUUGUCAUUCUCGCCCAUUCUUCUGCAGUCUUGCAGCUAUUGAGUGGCUCUGUCUGCGUAUGGAACUGCUCUCCACUUUCGUCUUUGCUUUCUGCAUGGUUUUACUUGUCAGCUUUCCUCAUGGAAGUAUUGAUCCAAGCAUGGCUGGCCUUGCGGUAACAUACGGUCUAAAUCUAAAUGCUCGCCUGUCACGGUGGAUACUCAGCUUUUGCAAGCUUGAGAACAAGAUUAUAUCUAUUGAAAGGAUUUAUCAGUACAGCCAAAUUCCAAGUGAGGCACCAGUACUUAUCGAGGACUCUCGUCCUCUUUCCACGUGGCCUGAGUAUGGAGCUAUUGAGCUUACUGACCUGAAGGUUCGGUACAAGGAGAAUCUUCCUUUGGUGCUCCGUGGUAUAACUUGCAGCUUCCCCGGUGGAAAGAAGAUCGGGAUUGUUGGUAGAACUGGAAGCGGUAAAUCUACUUUGAUCCAGGCUCUAUUCCGAUUGGUCGAACCAUCAAGUGGAAAGAUAGUUAUCGACAAUAUCGAUAUUUCGACAAUUGGCCUUCAUGACCUUCGAAGCCGUCUCAGUAUCAUACCUCAGGAUCCCACUUUAUUUGAAGGCACAAUUAGAGGCAAUCUCGAUCCCCUUGAAGAGCAUUCUGAUCAUGAUAUUUGGGAGGCACUGGAUAAGUCGCAGCUAGGACAGAUGAUCCGCGACAAGGAGCAAAAACUUGAUACACCAGUGCUUGAAAAUGGUGAUAAUUGGAGUGUAGGACAGAGGCAACUCGUGGCGUUGGGCCGUGCACUAUUGAGACAAGCCAGAAUACUUGUUCUCGAUGAAGCCACGGCAUCUGUCGAUAUGGCCACAGAUAAUCUCAUCCAGAAGGUUAUUAGAACAGAGUUCAGAGACUGCACCGUGUGUACAAUUGCACACAGAAUUCCGACGGUCGUUGACAGUGAUCUGGUGCUGGUACUAAGCGAUGGUAGAGUUGCAGAGUUCGAUUCUCCGGCACGACUAUUUGAGGAUAAGUCAUCGAUGUUCCUUAAAUUAGUGACGGAGUAUUCGACAAGAUAAAAUGAAGCAAAGCAGAGGUUUUGUCGAGAUGGGAUGCGUGGAAACGACGUCUAUCUCAGUCGGGUGCAGGAGGCGGAAGGGCCAUAGCGGCCACUGCUGGUUGAGCGGGAGAUCUGCAUCUGCAUCUGGCAGCAACAGGAAAAGGAAGGAAAGAAUAAAAAAAAGAGAGGGGAAGGGGGCAGCAAGGGUUAGACAAAGAAGGCGUUGUAAAUUGAAAGAGAGGUUGUUGAUGUUUUAUGGAAUGAAUGAUUCAUUCAUGGUUAGGAGGAAUUAGAAUGAACAAUAAAUCAAACCCAUGUAUGCCACAACAAUAAUUCACACCAAAGAAUAUGAGAGCGGCCAUGGUUUUUUUUCCCA